Messenger RNA from Dunckerocampus dactyliophorus (ringed pipefish), 5637 nucleotides. It is a transcript of the gene sema4c, whose product is annotated as sema domain, immunoglobulin domain (Ig), transmembrane domain (TM) and short cytoplasmic domain, (semaphorin) 4C. Gene Ontology annotation, biological process: semaphorin-plexin signaling pathway; negative chemotaxis; axon guidance. The record is from RefSeq and is a predicted model, not a curated record. The transcript has 16 exons. NCBI's taxonomy places the organism in Eukaryota, Metazoa, Chordata, Actinopteri, Syngnathiformes, Syngnathidae. The coding region runs from base 635 to 3241 and encodes 868 amino acids. Gene Ontology annotation, molecular function: semaphorin receptor binding; chemorepellent activity.
UGCUGUGAUGUGCUGCAGGAGCACACGCAGCACCGCAUUCCCACUUGCACACUCAUUCCUAGUCCGACGUGUGUGGAACUUCUCUUAAAAGACAUCUCCUGCAAGAUCGUGGACUAAAAUCUUUUUUUUUCUCUCCGGUUUUCUCCUCCUCCUCCUCCUCCUCCUCCUCCUCCUCCUCCUCUGGUUUCCUGUUACAAAGCCUUGGGAGGGAGUUGCGCUCAGCCAGUUCCUCCGUGCGUGGAGAAACUAAAUGACAGGAUCAUAAGCUUUUCUGCACAAUUUUCUAACGGAGGAGGAAAAAGAGAAGAGGAGCGACGUUGACGGUGAUGUGGAUUGAUUUAUAACUUUCCAAAAAAUCGCUGAUUAACGGAGAAGAAGAGGGGGGAGGAUAUUGGCUCCAUCGGUGGAGGAAAGCGCACAGCAUCGUAGUGAUAAUCCCAAUAAUAAUCAUCAUCAUAAGGCCGAUGUGACCUUGGUGUGAAUUGAGUCUCCCUGCUCGACGUGUACAGAGAAAGCUCACAGAGGCACUGGGGAGGAGAAAAAAAACAAGUCGCCAGAACCCUUCUGUUCUCCUCAUUCCUUUUUCAUCAUCUGAGUGAGAUCUCAAGCCAUCAAUCGCGACAUUUUCUUCCGAAUGGGAGUUUACGUCGGAGCAAUGGGUGGGGUGAAGGUCUUGCUCCUGGUGUUCCUAUUUGGAUUAGAAAUUUCACUGGCUCUCAACUGGAACCCAAUCCCACGCAAGACCGUGCGAUAUCAGGAUGCGUUGGACAGCAUGGCCAGGUUCAGCAUCCAGGGAGUAUUCAACUACAGCAUGCUGACUUUGUCGGAGCACGAGAGAGUUUUGUACAUCGGCGCACGCGAGGCACUGUUUGCCUUGGAUCCCAAUGACAUUAGCAGACAGCUCAGGCCACAGAUUGACUGGCAAGCGCCAAUGGAUAAGAAGCGGGAGUGUUUCAUCAAAGGGAAAAGCAACCAGACUGAGUGCUUCAACUACAUCCGCUUCCUACAGAGCUACAACCACACACACCUCUACACGUGUGGCACCUAUGCAUUUCAACCCAAAUGCACCUAUGUGAAUGCAGAUUAUUUCACUCUCAGCCCCACUAGCCUGGAAGAUGGGAAGGGCAAAUGUCCAUAUGACCCUGCCAAGGGCCACACAGGCCUAAUAGUUGACAAGGAGCUCUACUCAGCCACGCUCAACAACUUCUUGGGAACGGAGCCAGUCAUACAAAGAAACCUGGGCCAGCAGCACUAUAGCAUGAAGACGGAAUACUUGCCUGCCUGGCUCAACGAACCAGACUUUGUGGGUUCAGCCUUGGUUCGAGAAAGCAGCGGCAGUAAAGAAGGAGACGACGACAAAAUCUACUUCUUCUUCAGCGAGCGAGCGUUGGAGCUGGACUGUGACACCGAGGUCACUGUGGCGAGAGUGGCGCGCGUCUGCAAGGGUGACCUCGGCGGUACCCGGACACUGCAGAAAAAAUGGACCACCUUCCAAAAAGCCCGUCUGGACUGCUCCCUCCCAGAACGUCACGUCUCCUUCAACAACCUCCGAGCUGUCUUUACACUGCCAGGACAGGACUGGAGGGGUACCACUUUUUUCGGCAUCUUCCAUGCUCAAUGGGGUGACGUGGAUGUGUCUGCAGUGUGUCAGUACCAGAUCAGUGAUGUGAAGAAGGUGUUUGAAGGGUCCUACAAGGAAUACAGAGAGUCAUCCCAGAGGUGGGGGCGCUACACUGGACCCGUCCCGAACCCACGGCCUGGAUCGUGUGUAACAAACUCAGACAGGGAGAGUGGCUACAACAGCUCUCUGCAGUUACCUGAUGCAACACUCAACUUUGCCAAGAAGCACCCACUGAUGGAGGACAAAGCACUGGCUCGCCCUCUACUUCUCACCAAGGGUGUCAACUUCACAAGGCUGGUGGUGGAUCGGGUUACUGGUCUGGACCAAAGAGCAUACAACGUUCUCUUCAUCGGGACAGCUCAGGGCUGGAUGCAGAGGGUGGUGAUCCUGGGCUCUGAAGCCCAUGUGAUAGAAGAAAUCCAGCUGUUUGAAACAGCCCAGCCCAUAGACAGCCUGACCAUUUCCCACUCCAAGAAGUACGUGUACAUCGGCUCUAGAUCAGAGGUUCUCCAGUUGCCCUUAGCCAACUGCAGCCGCUAUCAGUCUCAGCCAGACUGUCUACUAGCCCGAGACCCCUACUGCGCUUGGGACAGUGAGGGCCGAGCCUGUGUACGCAUCGACCUCCACCGAGGGUCCACGUCCUCUCUGUCACAAGACCUCAUGCUGGAAAGGUUCAGCCGGGGAAAAGCCAAGUUUGAUAAGCCGGUCUCCAUCCCGAGCCCUGAGCACUCUCGCCUUCGAAACGUCACAGUGGUGGUGGGUUCGGACAUGGUGCUGCCCUGCCAGUUGAUCUCCAACCUUGCUCAGCCCUUCUGGGUUGUCAAUGACCGUGAGCUCCUUCUGGGCGACCCCGAGGCUGGAGGGCCACGCUUCGACCAGACCCUGAAAGCCCUUGUCGUCCCCGAAGCUGGUCAGAUCCAAGCGGGGCGUUACAUCUGCUAUUCCGAGGAGCAGGGUGUGAAGUUUCAAACAGAGCGCUACCAAGUGGCUGUAGUUGCGAGUGCUCCUGUCUUCAUGGAAGCCCGGGCUCCUGACAGCCGUAUGGGGCUCUUCUGGGUGCUGGUCAUCACCCUUGGCGCGGCGUGUCUGCUGCUCAUGGUGGCAGCGCUGUACCUACGCAGGAGACUGAAACUGGCUCUUGGAAAGGGAGCUGACAUGAAGCCUCUUGAAAGUACCCUGGUCUAUCCCAUCACCCUACCUAAGGAGCCGCCCACUUUUGUGCCCAGCAAAAUGCCCAGCGACGAGGACCGUUUCUGGGAGACGGGGGCCAAUUAUUACUACUCAGACGGCUCACUUAAAAUUGUUCCCGGUCACGCCGUCGGGCCCAACAGUGUCGGCAGCACGGCGUCACCCAGUGCCAUUCCGGGCCAGCCCAUCCACUCCCCCAGCCGUCUCAGUCUCACCAACAUCCGGGGCUCUGGUAGCAACGGCUACAUCCGCCUGAACCUGAGCACAGCAGGGGAGGAGAGGGCUAGCGGGGCUUGCGCUGGUGGCGGCGGGCUGGGCGGCCUCGGCAUGGGUGGGAACGACUACUCAAGCCCCUUCAAAGAGGAGCUGAGGCGCACCCUGCAGCAGAGGAGCGUGCUGCCUGAUGCAAAUCCAGAGGAGUCGUCCGUCUAGGCUUCUCCGUUUCCUUGAGGUGGAAAAAAACAAAACAACCAACCUACCUCCCUCCUUUGGAGGAUGCCUGCUCUCUGUCUUUCAGUGACACGUUGUCACUUCCCCACGCUCUUUCUCUCGCCCUGCCAAUGCCUGUUUGGCUCACUGUAGACUUUUAUAGCAUGUUAAAUAUAGACUCUCACACCCCUUGUUGGCCAACACGCACUCAGAUAAUUAUUGCGUGCCUUGCGCCGCAAAGUCUUGGACUUUUCUCUGCUUCCACUGUGCAAUGGCCAUUUGUCCAAACUGUGAUUGAAUGCACCAUAGGCCUGGUAAUCCAACACAUGGUGGAAGGCUCAUUUCAUUUACGUUGAGCAGACCAAGUGAGCUCGAGACCACAUGACGAAUGGCAAGAACUAAAUCCUGUAUCUUGGAGACUUUUUUCAUAUUUUACUGCACUUAAAACUGGAAGCGUGUCUUCCUUUUUUUGUAUUGGUGAGCCAAGAGAAGAUGCUGAAGCAAGACAACAAUCAUACUUGUGUAGGAGGAGCUCAUGUGUGAAAAAGAAUGAAAGACACAAGUGUCUUUCGGAAUGAAGGCCAUGCUUCAUUUUUCUGCUUUUUAUUCCUCCCUCCCCUGAGAAUCCCAGUUUGUUGUGAUGAUUGGUUUGAAAUUAGACGUUUCUCGAUAUUUUGUUUGGUAUUAUUUGUCGAGGACCACUACAGUGUUCAAGUGGUUGUAAAGUGACUGAAGUUCUUACAUUCCUAGCUGCGUCCUGCACGGUGACCUUCAAAAGCACCUUCAACUGUGCAUGAGAGCCACACUUUUUUUUUUUGCAAAUUUGGUUGAGCUCUUUUGUAUAUUUUCCUCGGAAAAGAAAAGGUUGUUUGCAUUGAGCAAUAAGACAAAGAGGCACGCUUCAUUCUGAAUUGAAGUUGCCGCAAAGACAGCAAAGCAUGGAGAAUGUAGUUGAACCCUCACUGUUGCGACUGCUGUGGAUGUUUCAAAAAGUGCUUUAUGUCUUACGUUCCAUGAACUUGCACCGCAAAGACGGAAACUGCCAUGCUUAAUGCUUUGAAUGUCAACAAUCCUGGACUAAGUUUUGUGACAGGACUUCAGGAGUCCCCGCUCACUGUGUUGCGGAUAUGGCGGUGAAGGAUUUGUGGAAAAAUACGUGAAGGAUUGGGCGGACAGACUGGUGACUCCCAUGCUGACAGGGUGCCGACGGAAAGCCGUUAAAGGUGGUGUUUCACGUCAUGUUAAAUGGAUUGUAUUGGCUGCUUUGUUUGGUCCGUUGACUCAACGUUUCUUGUCUUUUCUCUCUACGUUUUGUCCAAACAGGUUGGUUUUAUUUUUGGGAUGUGUCGGAAUGGACUCCAGAGAGAAACACAAGAAGAAAAUAGAAGAGAAAAUGUGUUAAUAACCCACUGUGGCUUUGAAAAUGUUUUGAGUAUUGUUAAUGAGGUACUCGAGCACUCUAAUGUUGCAUGACCAACAGCAAAUUGGCAGUACAUUUUUCAUCGUCCUUGUACAAAUGCAUCUUUUUGAUUGAGCAUUUUUGGAAUUUUAAAUAUGAGGUUGUACAGGAUUUCAUAUCAUGGCUGUGUUCAAUGUUUACUUUUUGGAUAAGCCAAAAUAGACUGCAGAUGUUUUUAUUUAAUUUUAGAUCUUUUUUUUUUUCUGAUUCCGAUCAAUACUAAAAUCUCAGCUGUCCGUCCACUUUGCAACGUUGAUCGAGCUUUGUGCAUAUUUUAUCUACAGCAAAAAGAAAAAAAAUCCUGCGCGGAAAACACAAAAAGGCGUAAGUAAUGGAGUUCUUGUCUCCUGUUUACAUGUCGGUGAUCUCCUUAAUUUUAUUUCCUCAAUCUUCACGAAAGUUCAUCAAUGUACCAAAACUCUUCAGUGUCAUUUGUUCUAUGAAGCAGUUCAGUGGAAAAAUGUGUGCACUUCAUAGUAUGAACUAUCCCGACAAUGAAGUUAAAACACAUUAUCUUAAUACACUGGUACUUGGUCAUGUCUUUUUGAGUUUUUCUUUCUUUACGAGGCUUUACUUUCUCAGCAUUUUGCAAAAAAAAAAAUUUUUUUUAAGUAAUUAAAGCUGACAAAAGAAAUAUAGGUCCUAUGUUGGGGCAAAAUGCAUGACGUGAUAUAACUUAUGUGCGAUGAUUUGAUGCGUUCACAUUUGUAGGUCACAACCUCCAUCCUUCAAGGCUUUAAAUUGUGCUGUUUUAUCUCGCUUUUUCAUUUGUGUUCACCUUGGUUUUAAUGUGUUAUUGAUCUUUUAUGUUUGUUCUUAAAGUAAUGUUAAGUAACUUAUUUCUUGUACAAACAUGUUGAUAUUUAUUAUCACUGUACAUAGGCCCUUAUUUUUUAUAUGUGUGUAUAUACAUAUAUACACAAAUAAAAAAAGAUCUACU